GAAGCCUCUAUAUAUCAAGCGAUGGCUAAUUUUGAUGAAUCACUACAGCGUGUCUUAGGGAACUUGCUCUCUCAAAACCAUACGGGGAAGAAAGUUAAUCAGAAAGUUGUUGAUGGUGUUUUAAGCUUGAUACUCCAGAGCGAAGAUAAUCCAAAUCUUGAGCAAUUGGAGCCACUAUUGGAUGAUUAUUUAUUGCCAUUAUUCACAUUGGAGAGCACAGAUACAAACGUGCUGCUAAUUGCCGUGUGCUUACAAUCAAAGAUAAAUGGAAAGCAGUCUUUAAAUUUUGGAGAUGAAGAAAAACUUCAUUCAUUCUUGAUUCGAUCAAUUCGAUUGUUUAAUAAAGAUGUCUCUUCAUAUCAAGUCAAAUCAAUUGUUGUUAAGGCUGUUCAUGUUCUAUUUUUGAAUCUUCAUGAUACCAUAAUAAGGAAACAAACUGCAUCAUUUGUGUCAAUAUUGACAUGGUCUAAAAUUCAAAGUCUGGAAUCUUUGUUGAAAACUUAUAACCUCGAGAAGCAAUAUUCAAACCAAAUGAACAAAACUAAUCAGCUCAGCUCAAAAGAGAAAUUUGAAAAACUUUUAUUUUCUAGUUGGAUUCCAAGCUUGUUGUCAGAUAUCACUGCAAACCUGAAAUCCCCAAAACCACAUUUUGAUGAAUUUAUGACAAGCGUUUCCAUUUUGUUGAUCAACUUAUUAGGACAAUUACCAACAAGAAGGUUCAUAAGAAUGGUGGUACUAAAGAGUCAAAUUGUACCGAUAAUGAGAGCCAGUAACAAUGCCGCUAUUGAAUCUUCAAUUGAUCUUUUAGAAUUUUAUCUACGGUUCCCUAUAAAUGAAUUCACAGGUGAAAUUCUUGAGCCAGAGACCAUUGAGAAAACUUACUCAAAAAAUAUCUCCAAGCUACAAGUGAUGGCUUUCCAUACGUUCAAGGAGGAGCUAGGUGAUCUUGCAUUUGCUACUUAUCAUAAAUUUAAAGAUCACGAAAAAGUAUUCAACGAGCUAAACAAGCUGACAGGUGACGAGCUGGACAAACUAUUAGAAUCAUUUGAGAUCAAUGUCAUCAAUUCAGUUGGAAAAGCUGAAAAAAUCGAAGCACUUAUUUUCCAAUUGGAACCAUUUAGAGAGAUUUCAUCUUUUUUGAAGUCAUCAAACAUUUUACCAACUGAACAGUCCUUAACAAGUAGUCUUCAUGGGUCUCAGUUGAUACUUCCAGACCUCAAGGCUCAAUACCUUUCAAUGGAUGAUUUAUUAGUUAGAACGUAUCUCUCACAUAGGGAAGAUUACUUGGCUGAGAUUGCCCAACAUGUUAAAAGAACACUUCAAAGAUUCGAUGUUAAAAAAGACAGAUCAAAAAACAAGCUGACUGGAAGCAGUAAGCAUGCUGUCAAAACAACAUCUCUAAAGUUUUCCACCAAGUCUCCUACAACAAUCGAAUCAAGAUUUUCUGUUACAAUUGAAGGGGAUGUUAAAAUUGAUUUGAAUAAUAUAUCACAUGCUGCUGUUGAAGAGUGGAAUAGGUUAGAUGAGGAUGAAAUUGUACUCUUGGUGAAACUUGAGACUAAGGAUAAUAAGGCUAGCAGCGAAUUUGGAAAACUGGGAUUGGCUUCCUUGAGAUCAGGGGUUGUUAAAGGUAAAUUUAACAACAAUGGAGAAGCUUUAAGCAAAACCAACAGAAGUUUGAAUUUGAGGAUAAACUUGGAUGCUCAAGCAUUCUCUUCAAAUGAUGAUUUGAUCAGAGAUUACGAAGAAUUCAAUUUGAUAAUUAAACUCCCACCUCAUCUGUCAGAUUUCAAUGUCAAGUUGAAUCAAAUUUUAAAACUCAUGGGAUCAUGUGAUGAUAAGCUUCCUGAAUGGUUUUAUGAAAGCUUUUUAGGAUUUGGUGAUGCUAAUGCUGGGUGUUUCGAGAAUAUUGACCAGUCAAACGGGUUAGUUGGUUCUUUAGGUCCAGGUUAUACCGUUGAAGAGUUACAAGCUACAUUUAAUAAAUAUAGUAUUGUUUGGGACGAUCAAACCUCAAAGAGAAGGAAGACAAACACCAAAAGCUCGAAAACAUCAGCUGGACAGAAGUCUCCAUUUAUGGUUAGUCUACAGGGACAUGAGAUCACGUUGAUGCCAAAAGAUGAUGAUUCAGACGCAACAUCUAUAUUGAAUCCUGGCCAACUGCAAGCAACUGUUGCAUCUUUCUUUCAAGGGUUAAUCAUAGUGGAUGGUGCACCAGGGACAGGAAAGAAAUCUCUCAUUGCUGAGCUUGCAAAGAAUUGGGGUUCUCUUCGAUACAAACCAAAAACUUUGAUCGUUUCCAAAUCUGAUACUCAUUUGAACCAAUUAUUCAAAAUCUUGAGAAGCAGGGUUGACCCUCAACUAUUAUUCAACAUGUCGGAUGAAGAAUCACAAAAGUCACUAGCUACAGAUUCAAUAAAGAAAUUGCAUGAACUGUUGAGGAAGGUCGAUGAAUUAUCUGCUGCAAUGGGGCUAGAUGGAGCUUACAGUGAUAACAUUGAGACCGCAAACUCUUUUUUCAAAUACCAAGUUCAUUCUAAAUGGAUCCAAUAUUUGAACAAAGUGAAGCAAAACAUGUCACUAGAAAUUGUUUUAGAUGAAUAUCCGUUUUCAAAGUCUGGGGAUCUUGGCGAAUCAACUGAUAAUUCAUUUGAAGCUGGACUGUCAAGAGUUAUGGGACAUUAUAGUAUGAUCUGUGGCGUUUUUGAUGAGGUACAACUUUUGGGUCCUUUGGAGUUUCUUCAAUCAACAAAUGAAAUUGUUGACUUUUUGUUCACUACCCAGUCACAGAUUAUAGGUGUCACUGCUGCUGAUUUAUUGAAGCACUCCCAACAAAAAAUUGCAAAAUCUGGUAUUGCUUUUGAAAACUUGAUAGUGUGUGAGGCUCCCCAGUUGACUCAAUUUGAAACCUUGUUUCCUUUAUUAUCUCAAGACUCUAAUAAGAUCAAGAGAAUAGCGUUAAUUGGGGACCCAUAUUCAUUAACACCUACUUGUCACCACCAAUUCUUGAAUUCAAACACCCAUUUCACAACCAGUUUGAUCUCUAGACUUAAAGAUUCUGGGGCACAUGUCAUCAAUUUGAACAACCAAUACAAUAGAAGUUCCAAGAUUACAUCAUUACUUCAAUCUAAAUAUCCUGGACUGAUCAAUAAAGCAGAUGCUGAGUUUCAAGUUUCAAAUGCUGGUGUAUUGAAUCCAGUACAAUUCGUUACUGUUGAAGGUGAUGAAACUCAACCAAUUACAGGUGUUUAUCUAAACAUUCAAGAAGCAGAAUAUUCUAUACAACUCUACCAAUACUUUAGACUGCUGGGAUAUCCACGUGAAUCAAUUUCAGUUUUGACUCCAGAAAAAGGUCAAGAUAUUUUAUUGAAAGAAGUUGCUUCAACUAGAUGUGGUGACAGUGAUGCUAGUGAUGAAAUAAAAGACUUUAGGUUUGGAUCACCACAUAUUUCAACAGUUCAAGAUUUUAGAGGUGGUGAAUCAGAGAUUGUGAUUUUUUCUUCAGUUAGAUCUUUGAAUCCCGAUGACAGAUUGCUUACUGCUGCUUUAUCAAGUGCCAAACGUGGGUUCUACAUGUUCGGAUCCCCUCAAUUACUCGAUAAUACUGGAUCUUCAAAUAAAUCAUUAUUGAGUGAAGUUAUAGCAGCAACCAAUGAGCAUGAACUUCAUAUUGUCGUUGGUGAAAUGUACUCUUCAGUGAAAAGAUUAGUAUCAGAUGAUGUUACAAGCUACAAAAUGGAAAACUUGGAACAUUUUAGUCAAUUUGUUCAACAAAUGACAGAAAAGAGAUUAGAAGUUUCUCGUAAUUAA
This is a messenger RNA of Hansenula anomala, 3810 nucleotides long. RefSeq lists its product as uncharacterized. NCBI's taxonomy places the organism in Eukaryota, Fungi, Ascomycota, Saccharomycetes, Phaffomycetales, Wickerhamomycetaceae. Gene Ontology annotation, cellular component: catalytic step 2 spliceosome. The record is from RefSeq and is a predicted model, not a curated record. Bases 22 to 3810 code for a protein of 1262 amino acids. The transcript has a single exon. Gene Ontology annotation, molecular function: mRNA binding; helicase activity.